Messenger RNA from Cucurbitaria berberidis CBS 394.84, 792 nucleotides. RefSeq lists its product as uncharacterized. NCBI's taxonomy places the organism in Eukaryota, Fungi, Ascomycota, Dothideomycetes, Pleosporales, Cucurbitariaceae. The record is from RefSeq and is a predicted model, not a curated record. The transcript has 2 exons. The annotation marks the transcript as partial.
CAAGUGUUUCGAUUCCUUGAUUUACCUGGAGAGCUGCGAAACCGCGUCUACGAGAUCGCAGCAGAGUGGAGUUAUCGGUGUUUUCCCCACACGCACAUAAGGGACAAGCCGCCAAAACGCAGAGGACGCUCCAAGUCAUCCUCAGCAAGCUCAUCUUCAGCCGAGGAAUCCCGACAUCUCCCUCCCAGACCCCUUCCCUACAUCGGCCUAACGCAAACAUGCUCCCUGAUACGAACAGAGUUCAGAGGCCUAUGGCUAUCCAGCCAUCGCUUCCCACUCUUCGCACUGGACGGCUACUUCAAAGCCUUCUUCCCUACACCACCACCAGCGUCUGGCCCAGGCCCAAGUCCAGACACACAUCGCAAGCGCUUCGACUCCUACUUCGAUCCCGCAGGCAAACUACGCCUAUGGAUCCGCAACGAAGACGUCACUGAUACGGAUAUCCUCGGACUUCUCAAGUAUAAAGCCCGGUUCCCGCAGUACACCAUCACACCUGUUGCCGCUGCGUAUACCAAUGUGCCUGAAGAAACGGUCGCGUUCAUCGCGGCGAUUGUCAAUAAUAGCAAUCCCAAGUGGUGCUGGGGUAUUCGGGACAAUGUUAUUACGCAGAUGAGGUUGAUCUUCUCGGGUUCAUCCAGUAAUGUGAGGAUCGUGGUCAAGGAGAAGUAUGCGCCGCAGUGGAUGAGGCCGACGCUUCAACCCGAGAAUAAUGUUCCGGAGGGGUAUUUGGAGAGUCUGGGGCUAGAUAAGCUGACGGGGUGUAGGAUUGUCUUUGCGGUGGAUUAUACCUGA